UUCUGAUUUACAUUUUUACGGACAUUCAGAAUGAAUAUGCAAUUUCUUUAUGAAGAUGGACAAGGGCAUGCUGUUGAUAGAAAUGGAAUUGAGCCCAUGGAUCUUGUUGAUGAGGAGCUAUUUGCUAUCGAAACCAUAAGUUCUCGUACUUCUAAUGAACAAACCUCCUGAGAGAUCUCAUAAUCCUGUAAUGCAUACCGUUGCAGAUGAGAGGAGCAGUGUGGAUGUUUAUAUGAAGCAAUGCAACUGUCAUGACCAUUCCCGCGCACACGUUGUCUUGGCGAUAAUGCAUGACCAUGUGCAUUAUUGGUCCAAGCACACUCCUUCACUGUUGCCAUGCUGGUCCAUGCGCUUACCCCUAUACUUGCUCUUGUGUCCUCCUCUAUCGAUCUAUGUGUUACCUCAUGUUAUGCUCUGCAUUUCAUUUAUUUAUUUUAUUAUCGUUGUCUCUUCUGUUUCGCAUCUUUUAGUAUAAAUACCCGAUCUCUUUUAUGAAAUAAACCUCAGUCAAGAAUUGUGUGUGUUGUGUGUAUUCUCUCAUACUAUCUUGUUUUCCAUCUUGUCUUGUCCUUGUCUUGGUUCUUUUCCUGUUUCUAUUCUUGUUCCGAUUU
This is a messenger RNA of Radiomyces spectabilis, 611 nucleotides long. RefSeq lists its product as uncharacterized. NCBI's taxonomy places the organism in Eukaryota, Fungi, Mucoromycota, Mucoromycetes, Mucorales, Radiomycetaceae. The record is from RefSeq and is a predicted model, not a curated record. The transcript has a single exon. Bases 155 to 475 code for a protein of 106 amino acids.